AUGGCAGACAAGAAGACUUCCUCAGUAACGCCCCCCACCAACCCGCGCGGCAUCCCCGCCGCGCCCUUCGUCGACAAUGUAGCAGACUACGUAUCCUCACGAAGCGAAGUGGAACCGACGCUACGGUCCUUCCAAGAGAUGAUCUCGAAGUACCAAUUCAUGGAAGUCAACACGCAGCGCCGGGCCCAGGGUCUACGCGACAAGAUCCCCGACAUCAAGAAGACAUUGGAGAUGGUGCGAUUCCUGAAACUCAGAAGAGAAAAUGCAAGUGCCUCGGCACUCGAAACCAACUUCGAAUUGAACGAUACAUUGUAUGCUCGCGCGACGGUCUCCCCCGCUGAUACGGAGGAAGUGUAUCUCUGGCUCGGAGCGAAUGUUAUGCUUGCGUACCCGAUUGAGGAGGCUGAGAGCAUGUUGGAUGAGAAGUUGGCUGCGGCGCAGAAGAGUCUGGCGAAUUGUGAGGAGGAUUUGGAGUUUUUGAGGGAGCAGAUUACGACGUUGGAGGUUGCGACGGCGAGAGUUUAUAACUGGGAUGUGGUGCAGAGACGGAAAGAAAAGGCUGAAGGUAAGGGUGAUGAGGAAGGGGAGAAGGCUGCUUGA
This is a messenger RNA of Aspergillus costaricaensis CBS 115574, 600 nucleotides long. Its product is annotated as tubulin-binding prefolding complex subunit PAC10. Gene Ontology annotation, cellular component: cytoplasm; prefoldin complex. Lineage: Eukaryota; Fungi; Ascomycota; Eurotiomycetes; Eurotiales; Aspergillaceae. The transcript is spliced from 3 exons. The coding region runs from base 1 to 600 and encodes 199 amino acids. Gene Ontology annotation, molecular function: tubulin binding. Gene Ontology annotation, biological process: microtubule-based process; tubulin complex assembly; protein folding. The record is from RefSeq and is a predicted model, not a curated record.